UUAAUUAUUCCCACAAAACAAAAUCACCCCCAAAAAAGUGAUUUUUCCGAAGUCUGAUUGCAGCCAUUUCUCAAGUGGCAAGCCCUUCUGCUUUCAUAUGAAAGCUCAAAGACCCAGGGAGUUGAUCCUGGCAACGAUUUACACAAUCUCACCAUUUUGGGGGCCAAGCAAUCUCCUUUUUCAAAAGAUACGGUGGGGGUCACUUUUAAUGCUUAUGAGCUGGUCAAAAAUUCUCACUUGAAUUAGUGGUCUGUACCCUUAGGGGAAUUUGGUUGGGGCGAAGUGGUCAGGGGCGCGUGCCAGGAAAUCGGGCGAAAUGACCAUUACACGUGCGUGCCGAGUUUGACUUUGCAGACAUUAUAUGGAACACCAAAUUAACAAUAAAAUGUAAUCGCCGAAUCAGUGACGCACUUAUGCUAUCAGUGAUGCAUUUUAAUGAUUGACAACUUUUCAUUGGUCAAGAUCUUGUCAACGGAUAAUUUUCCCGCGGCAAUCGUUGAUGAAGCGUCAAUCGACCAUGAAGCACGUAUCAACAUUUUACUCUCUGUAACAAAUAAGAAUAAAAUAGCUGAACAUGAAGCUUGUUCUCAAACAAACACCCCAUCCCCGAUAGAGCCUGAAAGUAGCCCCCUGAUGGUGAGCUUCCUGAACCAUUGGAUAGGAUAAAGAAUGUGUAAAAAAAAAUAGAAUUAGUAACAUUUCUUCAUUCAGUUCCUUUUUAAAAUCUCAAAUUAUAAAACAGCCCUUUCGUACAAUAUUUGGUAACAUAUUAAUUUAGAGAAACUGAAAAAUUACCUCACUUAAAAUAGAAAUAUUCUGCCAAAAAUGACUUAUCACUUCCGAAAAUAUAAAAUACAGGAACAGUCAAAUGCAGUGGUUUCGUAGGCAGAUGAACAGUUAUGGAAUUAUACUUUAUGGUUUUCUUUUGGUAAUCGCCAAAAUAAAAUCAGACCAAAAUAUUUUGACGAAUUUGUAAUUUAUAAGGAAAUAAACUUAACACAGUAUUCCGCUUUUUUAAUGUUUAGCGUCAACGAUUCUGUGGUUGCAUAAAAUGCGUCUUAGGCGUUCCAUAUCAUUUGAGGUGCUGAGUUUGACAUGUUCCGACUGCAGCCUGUUGGUGGCCUCUUUAGGUCAACUCUCUUCCGUGGCUUAGGCAAUUAAAAUUCUAAAAUAAGAUAUAAGAACUUUAAAAAAGCAAAAGAGACUCAUUUUUUAAUGAUAUACAGAAAAUGCAUGUUAGAGAACUAAGAUAAAAAUAUUUGAGACAGCUUCUUUUGAUGCGCACGAGCCUAAGGUGAAAAUCGCGCAUUAAUAAUGCACAUGCGCGAAAUAACGACAUGUACAUACAUGGAGUAGAAUUUGUGAUGAUGAGGAAGUGACACGAUAAGAGAUCAUUUGAACGGCUUCAUUGCUCUACUUUUGAGCAACAUUGAAGGAUACGCUGUUUGAAGACUGCCUUUCAGUUCAGUGACUGCUGACUUGCAUGACUUGUAGGCUUGCCAUGUUUGCAGGGAUCCGGAUGAAUGGACUGGCGGAGGAGGGGCAGGACCUGCUGCUGGCAGCCCUGUCAGAGAGUGGGCUAGCAUUCGACGAAUUCCCUGGUGCUGACCCCAAUGAGCAGAAUGACUUUGAUCUCAGCCUCUUGGGACCACCUGAUCCUGUCGAAACUGAGCAAUACCCCACAGGAUUCCAGACUAAUGUGACAGACCCUCUGCUGGAGAUGCUACAACAGCAGCAGCAAGAACUCCCACCACAGCAGCAACAGCUCCAGCCUCGGAUGCAACAGCAACAACUACAGCACGUCCAGCAGCAGCCAGCGUUGGUUUCUGCUCCAACUCUGCCACAGAUGCAGAAUUUGGGGAACGUGGUUGCUAAGCUCACAACUUCCUCUGAUACCAACUCGGGCACUGUCUACGUCAUGGACAAGAAUCGCUCCAUGACACCUGCGGCUCCCCAGAGCCCCUCCCCCGUCCCAUCCUACGACAUCAAGCCGGAUUUCUUCCGGACCAUUGCCACACCCGGACCACCCCGGCCCUCACCGGCAACAACUGCCAUUGGGACGUACCAGAAGCCUGUUGGGCUGUCCCGCAUCAAGACUGCGCCGGCCGGUCUCAGCGCCUUGCUAGACAGCAUACCCAGCACCAGCAGCCACCCUUUGGGUUUCAUAGGGCAAGGGAGUGCAAAGCCACUGGGGAACAGCCCUGCAGCGGCAGCAACCCCAGCCAACAAAGGGCUCUCACAAAAGGACGUCUCACGACUGUGGUCAAAUGAUGACAUCAAGUUAAAGCAUGUGACAGUGAAAGUUCAAAAACAAGAUGAGGAGGAUAUAGAUGAGGACGAAGAGGAGAACAUGGGACAUGCUGAAACUUACGCCAACUAUAGGCCUUCCAAACUGAAGAUUGGUCUACCCCACCCCGACCCCGUGGUAGAGACCAGCUCCAUGGCCAGCGUGCAGCCCCCAAACAUCUUCUAUCGCCUGAGCAUUCCUGAGGAGGUUAUCGACCGGAAGCAGUUGUCUGCCCUCCAGUUGGAGUCCGUCACUUACGCCUGCCAGCAGCAUGAGACCCUGCUGCUGAGUGGAGAGCGGGCCGGCUAUCUCAUCGGUGAUGGUGCUGGUGUUGGCAAAGGUAGAACUAUAGCAGGUAUCAUCUACGAGAACUACCUGCAGGGUCGGAAGCGCUCCAUUUGGUUCAGUGUGUCCAACGAUCUCAAAUUUGAUGCCGAAAGAGACCUGAGGGACAUCAGUGCAAGGAUUCUGGUCCAUUCCCUCAACAAAUUCAAGUAUGAUAAGAUCAGUUCCCAGGCCAACGGCCACGUCAAGAAGGGUGUCAUCUUCUCCACCUAUUCCUCUCUGAUCGGCGAGAGCCAGGGCAACUACAAGUACCACACUCGACUCAAGCAGCUGCUGAACUGGUGUGGCAAGGACUUUGACGGAGUCAUCAUCUUUGACGAGUGCCACAAAGCCAAGAAUCUGGUCCCGGUAGGUUCAGCCAAGCCGACCAAAACUGGCCUGACCGUGCUGGAGCUGCAGAAACAACUACCCAAGGCCAGGGUGGUGUACUGCAGUGCAACAGGGGCAUCUGAACCUAGGAAUAUGGCCUACAUGUCGCGCCUUGGUAUCUGGGGCAAAGGCACACCCUUCCCGGAUUUCCAGGCCUUCAUUCAAGCUGUGGAGAGGAGGGGUGUUGGUGCCAUGGAGAUAGUUGCCAUGGAUAUGAAGCUGCGAGGUAUGUAUAUUGCCCGGCAGCUGAGCUUCCAAGGUGUGACGUUCAACAUCAACGAAGUCCCACUUUCCGAGGAGUUUAAGAAAAUCUACAAUAGAGCUGUCAGCCUGUGGUUGGCUGCCCGGGAGAAGUUUACCCAAGCCGCUGACCUGAUCGGUGCCGAGAAGCGAAUGCGCAAGUCCAUGUGGGGCCAGUUCUGGUCAGCCCAUCAGCGCUUCUUCAAGUACCUCUGCAUCGCCGCCAAGGUCCAGCACGCAGUCCGGCUGGCCAGAGAGGCUGUCAAGAUCGGCAAGUGUGUGGUGAUUGGUUUGCAAUCCACUGGUGAGGCUCGAACCUUGGAUGCCUUAGAGGAAGCCGGAGGAGAGCUCAAUGACUUUGUGUCAACCGCAAAGAGUGUGUUCAUGACCUUGAUUGAGAAGCACUUCCCCGCUCCCAAUCGCAAGAAGACAGCAAACCUGUUUGGUCUCAACAGUAAUAGUGGAGCCAGCAGCCCAGCCUUGAGCGAAAGCAACAGAGGCAUCAAAAGAAAGAGAGACAAACUGAGCAACGGCCUGUCCUCCAAGCAGCCCAAGCACUGGUGGGAGGACAACAGCCUGGAGAACAGCCCUGUCAACAGCAACGGCAACGAGGCAUCAGGCGACAGCGAUGAGAGCGUCAUCAUGUUGUCAUCGAGCGAGAGCGAAGACGAUGAGCAAGAGACGUCCUCCAAGGCAUCCUCCAAUGACGAGGACGACUUCAAUCCAUUUGGGGACAAUUCUGACGAUGAUCCCUGGCUGACUCGCAAGCCCAAAGCAGAGAAGACCAAGACGAAGAAGAAGAAGAAGAAGCCGGAAAAAAGGAAGGAGAAGGCCCCGUCUUUCUACCCAACCUUGCCCAGCCUGGAGGGACAGAUGAACAGCGCCCUCUAUGCUGCCGGCAUCCUGACCAAGACCAAACUGCCAGACAUCAUGAGCAGCAUGUCUCCAAUACCCGCAGCGACCAACUCCAUGCUCCUGCCAGGCAUGGACGCCUAUGAGAGAGCCAUCCUGAUGAAGCAGGAACUGUUGGACAUGUGUGAAGACCUAGGUCCCUGCCUGCCCAACAACACCCUGGAUGAGCUGAUUGACGAGCUGGGCGGACCUGAGAACGUAGCUGAGAUGACAGGUCGUAAAGGUCGUGUUGUGAGCAAUGAUGAUGGCUACGUGCGAUACGAAUCUCGAAGCGAGUAUGACAUUCCACUGGAAACCCUGAACCUGACAGAGAAGCAGAGAUUUAUGAACGGCGAUAAGCAAAUCGCCAUCAUCUCGGAGGCAGCCAGUUCAGGAAUCUCCCUGCAGGCAGACAAGCGGGUUGCCAACCAGCGACGCAGGGUCCACAUCACCCUGGAGCUUCCAUGGAGUGCAGAUCGGGCCAUUCAGCAAUUUGGGCGGACACAUCGAUCGAACCAAGUGCACGCCCCCGAGUACAUCUUCCUCAUUUCGGAGCUGGCUGGAGAGAGACGAUUUGCGUCCAUCGUCGCCAAGAGAUUAGAAAGCAUGGGUGCCUUAACACACGGAGACAGGCGAGCAACGGAAACCAGGGAUCUCAGUAUGUUCAACAUUGAUAAUAAGUAUGGCAGGGCAGCUCUGGAGUCCGUUAUGAAGUCAGUCGUUGACUUGCAGCAUGCAAUGGUUCCACCUCCUGCAGACUACAAGGGAAACUUCCUCAGAGAUGCAAGAGAGGCACUCAUUGGUGUAGGAAUGGUGGUCAGCGACGAUAAAUACAAUGUUCCAGUACUUGAUAAAGAUUCCAGCAACAUGUCCAAGUUCUUGAACCGCAUCCUGGGCAUGGAGGUGGAGAUGCAGAACCAGCUCUUUGCCUACUUCACUGCCACCCUGGAUGCCAUCGUCCAGCAAGCCAAGAGAGACGGCAAAUAUGACAUGGGGAUCCUGGACAUUGGAUCAAUGGCCCAAGGUCAAAAGGUCAGGAAGCUUCAGACGCAGACGUUUGUGCGAGAGUUCUCAACAGGCACAGUGCACACAGAACUACACAAGGUAAGCCAGGAGAGAGGACUGUCAUGGGACAAUGCGUUGGACAUGUGGAGCGCCCUCACCAAGGCAGAGGAAGGAUUCUACAUCUCAUCACAGCCAACCAACAACAGGCGGACGGCAGUGCUGGUCAAGUACGGCACGACCACUAACGCCAUCAAGAAGAAGUUGUGUCACGUGUACAAGCCCAACAUCGGCUUGCAGGGGAAGAUGGAGAGCUUGUCAGACUUGAGUAAGAAGUAUCACAAGGUACUACCAGAUGGAGCCCAGGUGGCCUGGGAAGCCCAGUACAGUGCCGCCGAGAUCCUCUGCAGUCAUGCUUACUGGCGAGACAGCUGCAAGAAGGUCUUAGUUGGACUGCCCUGUGAGAUCGGUCUGCGACGCCGCAACUACUAUAUCCUGGCCGGCUCGGUGCUGAGCGUGUGGGACCGCGUGGAGAAGAUCUUGGCCACGCAGCCAGGACCCGCCUCCAAGAUGCAGAUACUCCGCCUCCAGACUGACGACGGUUCCAAGAUUGUCGGUAUCAUGAUACCCAGCAACUGCAUUGUAGCUGUGCGCAAUUCAUUGCUAGAGGGUGCCCACACCUACGUGGACAACUUCGAAGACAAUGAAAUAAUCACACUGGACUAAACUACAGUUAUUGAGGCUGGACUGAACCACAGAUUCUCGUCUUUGCGGUUAACAGUCUGACACCUUGCUGCUAUCCUCAAGGGAGACGGCCAUGCCCAUGGUCAUUGUAGAGCUGGCCUCCCAGUACCAGCUCCGUGACUUUGUGAGGACAUUUCUUCAGACAAAAUAAUGAAACCCAUCCCAGGAGAGGACUAAAAUGAACCUGAUGUUCACGCACCUUACUAAGGCCCUGAGAUGAUGACGUCACGUCACAGUACUAGAGAUUGUUACCUGAAACUGGCUGUCCGUUUGUUUUAAGGCAGGUUCACACUUCAAGCAAACGCGAAUGCACAGAAAAUUUCAACCACAAAACGUUUGUUUCUAAAUUAACUUGAGUUGAAAUUUAUGCAGCUUUUGUGAAUUGGAGGAAAGAGUAUUUGAUAUGACGUCUCAGUUCCGCAUUUGUGUUCACUUUCCAUAUGCCCACUAUGAACAGUCCUUUUCCUUGUACCCGCGGUGAUCUUCAGUUCAUAGUAGUGUUGCAGUAGAGACUAUCACAAGACCAUUCAUGAGACCAGACACACGACCAUGCACAAAAUUAUUUCACAAGACCAGUCACAAGUAACAGGGUACAGAAUGACAAAGGAAUGCUUUUGUUGCAGUUCAUUAGAAUAGCUUGUGACUUGAAGUCAGACUGAAGGGAUUGUAGGGUCUUGUUGGGUCUUGUGAUGGUUUUAAUACAACUCUGGGUUGUAGUCCCCCAAACCCCCUGGUGAUUUUCACUGAACAAGUCACACAAUCACGAUCAGUCUGACUUCAGUGGAAGCCAGCAAGUCACCUGCCCUGAACCUUGUCAUCAUGCCAGUGGAUAUAACAGGCCGGUUCCCAUCUGUUCCCCUCUAGUCAUCAUUGCACACAGGCCAUCACAAGACAGCACCAGUCUGCUCAGACCAGAUUCGGGGAGCAGAGCCAAAGUGUGUCACAGUAGAUAGAGCCACAUGUUGAGAUGCCUACUCUUCUCUAGCCAGCUGCCAGCUGGUUACAAGUGACUUCUUCCUUUUUGUCCCAAUUUUUUGUUUGAUUUCUGUCUUGUUUAGCGGGACUGAUGAAACAUGCCUUCUCUGGUUGUUAGGCAUGGUUUUAAGAGGUUGAAUUUCCUCCAAUUAUGUAUUCGGGAAGAGGCAAUCAUAACUUCAAUACUUUAUGUUAGCUAGUGGCACCCAAAAACUGUGUACCAACCUGUGUCAUCAGAAACCAACAACUCGAGUAUAUUUGAGGGAUGGUUUCUCUUCGGAAUUGAAAUUGGCAAGCUUGCCAAGCCAAAGACUUCUGUUGUAACACCCAGAAGGUUGGCCAUUCAGAUUGCCCUUUAAAUAAGUUGUGAUGUUGUUCUGUUGUCAUGUUAAAACAUACUUAAUUUGUUAACCAUGAAAAGAUUUGAGAGCAGCUUUGAAAAUAUACAUUCCCCAAAAACCAGUGUUAUUGUUGCCUCAUUGAUCCCUGUUAACCGUAGUCUUAGGAUGUUCACAGAAGCAAAACAUAGCAGUGAACCACUGAUAGCCAAGCCAAUUUUUGGGCUGUUUAAAGCCCAUACGCCCUUAGCAGGAGUACCCCCUUCAUUCAUUGAAACAAGCCAUUUGAAAUCUUGCAGUCUCCUCUCCCAGACUGGAUUGACCUGAAAUAUAUCCAGUGGAAAAGACGGGAGGAUCCCUCUCAAAUGUAAGUUGAACUAGAAGAGGGAUGUUGUCCAGUUUGGGGUACCUUCAUUGAUUAAGGAGAUCAACUGUAGAUGGUGCAUUACUUCAGAACUUGCCUUGUAGAAUGUAAAUCUAAAGAACCUAUUUGAAAAGAGUGUUAUCUUCCUUUGUGUAUGUUAAACAAAAGGCAUGAAUAUUAUUAUUUAUUCAUUUAUACGUUGUAAAUUGGCUUAUUUUAUCUGAAGCAUUUAUAACUGCAUUCUUUUUCAGUUGAUUGAGUUUGAUUUACUGUCUUGGAUAUUUAGUAUGUGUGUGUAGCUCUGUUCAGUUUCUUUUCCAUUUUCAUUUUGUUUGUUUGCUGACAAAAAUCCUAAAACAAAACUAAAAAAAAAAGAAAAAAACAACUGCUGUUGGAUGGAAUCCUUGAAUGAAACUGAGUUGGUGUUUUCUUCAUUUAUUACUGAAAGCAGCAUAGCAUCCAUCCGUACCGAAUUCUCAGAUUAUCACAGUGUAGGAGAAACAUUAAACAUGUAAUUAAAUUCCUAACUUUCAUGGCUUUUUCUCUUUCUUGCAGUUCCAAAAAGUAAUCUUUUAUGACCUGAUUCCCAAACGUAAAUAUGUAAAUACAUAUAUUUUUCUUGAACAAAUCAAUGCAACAAAAUAGGGAUUACUUUAUACCUGUAUGCAUAUUAAUGUGGUAGUUCUAAGAAUUCUUAAAAGAGGGAUCCCUGUAACUACGAGGUAGAUUUGUCACUAAAUAUCAGUUCUUGAGAUUUCAUCAUCAGCAACCAGUAAAGAACGCUCAUUUGAAAGAGUCGAUUUUCCUGAGAUGACCUCCUAGACCUGUCUCCAUUCAGUCAUUUUUCAGGGGAAAUACAUGUACAUGUAUUCUUAUUUUUCAGAGACAUGAUAUGAAUAGACAGUUCCCUUACUUGGAUCUUCGGUAUGAAAAUACUGUGCAGUGUUCCACAAUUUUUACUGCUGGGGUGAUUUCGUGGAAUUGCAAAAGUGUGUAGCAGGAAAUGUGAUUUUGUAAAAGGUAUGCUUUUUAAGAUAGUGAGAAGGAAACUUGGGUGAUUAGACAGCACUGGAAAAGUUGCUUUGAAGUUGUAUCCGUGGAACGUGUUUGGUUUUAAAGUUCAACACAGAAUGAAUAUCUUUGGAAUAUUGCUGUAGCAUUGAGACUGCUGGAUGGAACCUUCUGUCAAAGAUCUUCACAAUAGUGAAAGGUCAACAGCUAAGGACAACUGUUGACUUUGGGUAACCUUUAAUGAGAGAAGACAUAUUUUAAGUAGUAUUAGUAAAAAAAAACACUGAAAACUGUUGCACAUUUUCAAAAAUUUGUUUUGUCUGUUUCUCCAUUUCAUUGGUUAAACAUGUUUUAGCGACUUUAUCAAGUCAAAGGCUAUGUCCUACAUUACACAGGAUCACCACUUAAAAGAAUCAAGGACCUGUCUGAUUUUUUUCCUUGCCAGUGGUCACUAUGAUAUGCCAAGAUUAAAGAUGGACGAUUCACAAAAGAUGGA
Molecule: messenger RNA, 9062 nt
Organism: Acanthaster planci (crown-of-thorns starfish)
Lineage: Eukaryota; Metazoa; Echinodermata; Asteroidea; Valvatida; Acanthasteridae
Product: protein strawberry notch homolog 1-like
Biological process (GO): regulation of DNA-templated transcription
Cellular component (GO): nucleus
Molecular function (GO): chromatin DNA binding; histone binding
Source: RefSeq, a predicted model, not a curated record